Molecule: messenger RNA, 1458 nt
Organism: Diospyros lotus (date-plum)
Lineage: Eukaryota; Viridiplantae; Streptophyta; Magnoliopsida; Ericales; Ebenaceae
Exons: 10
Coding region: 230-1180 (316 amino acids)
Cellular component (GO): VCP-NPL4-UFD1 AAA ATPase complex
Molecular function (GO): polyubiquitin modification-dependent protein binding
Source: RefSeq, a predicted model, not a curated record
UCCCCUCUUCUUUCUUCUACGAUCCUGUUUGUUUCGCGUACAAAUACGAAUCCUUCUUCCAACAAUCUCUCUUGAGUUCGUUUCUUGUUCUCCAAGUCCAAGGGUUUGCAUUUGGAGCCUCCGUAAGAGACCAGAGCUCUUGGUUCCUUCUCGUUUGUUUCUGACUUCGACGCUGUUGCCGGAGCUGAGACAAUUCGUUCCGUGCUGAGACCAGCGAAACAAGUUAAACAUGUUUUACGAUGGAUAUGGAUAUCAUGGAACAUCAUUCGAGCAAACUUACAGAUGUUACCCUGCGUCUUUUAUUGAUAAGCCACAGCUUGAAAACGGUGAUAAAAUUAUAAUGCCUCCCUCAGCCCUUGACCGCCUCGCGUCUCUUCAUAUUGAUUAUCCUAUGUUGUUUGAACUUCGCAAUGCUGCUACUGAGCGUGUUUCUCAUUGCGGUGUUCUGGAGUUCAUUGCAGAUGAAGGCAUUAUAUAUAUGCCCUAUUGGAUGAUGGAGAACCUACUCUUACAAGAAGGAGACAUUGUGCGAGUGAAAAACGUGACUCUUCCAAAAGGCACUUAUGUUAAACUGCAGCCCCACACAAAAGACUUUUUGGAUAUCUCAAACCCUAAGGCCAUCUUGGAGACGAAGUUAAGGAAUUUUUCAUGCUUAACUACAGGAGACAGUAUUAUGGUGGCGUACAAUAAUAAGAAAUAUUACAUAGAUAUUGUCGAAACAAAGCCUUCAAAUGCAAUAAGUAUAAUUGAGACGGACUGUGAAGUGGACUUUGCACCUCCCCUUGAUUACAAGGAACCUGAAAAGCCUGUUGCAGCUGUUCCUUCAAGCAAGAAACUGGCAGGAGGUCAAGAGGCUCCACCCGAGAGUGAACCUAAGUUCAGUCCAUUUACAGGAUCAGGGAGACGCUUGGAUGGAAAACCUUUAACGUACCAACCUCCACCUUUGUCUUCCUCUGCAUCUAAGGAUAGGCAACCUGAUGUUGCCAAUGGUGGGCAGGCUUCUGCCGGAUCUAGUUCACAAGGCACUGCUCGUCAAGCUCAAGGGAAGCUUGUGUUUGGCUCAAGCUCUAAGGCUCCACAAAAGGAAGCUGCAAAGGAGCCCAAGCAGGAGCAGCAGCCGAAGAAAGACGACCCGAAAUUCCAGCCUUUCACCGGGAAGAAGUACUCGCUCAAGGGUUGAUUAAAAUUCAAAGGUGAUAUAUUACUGGAAACUGCAACAGGGGAUUCUUUGUUUCAAACUGGAAAGCAGUUAUACCGUGGGGUUUAAAAUGGGCUUGCAACUGUGUUCAUCACAAGCUCUGUUUCACGUUCUCUGAUUCUCUGUUACCAAUAUUGUAAGUAGACCUGUCUCUUCCGCUGCCACAAGUUGUGCUGACCUUGGAUUAUUCCUCCUUUUCUUUCUCCAUCGUUGUGUAGCCUCUUUGCCUUUCUAAUCAAUCAACGAUCCUUACAACUUAA